ACCACCGGGCUACAGUCACUUUCACAUUUUUCUCCCUCUCUCUGUCUCUGUGUGUAUAUAUAUAUAAAGCUAAGCUCAAGCUUCCUUCCAUCUGGUAUAGCUAUAGCAAGUGUUGGACCACGGAUCGAUCGAUCGAUGGGGCGGCCGCCGUGUUGCGAGAAGGAGGGGGUGAAGAAGGGGCCAUGGACGCCGGAGGAGGACAUGGUGCUGGCGUCGUACGUGCAGGAGCACGGCCCGGGCAACUGGCGCGCCGUGCCGCCCAGGACGGGCCUCCUCCGCUGCAGCAAGAGCUGCCGCCUCCGCUGGACCAACUACCUCCGCCCGGGCAUCCGCCGCGGCGGCUUCUCCCACCACGAGGAGCGCCUCAUCCUCCACCUCCAGGCCCUCCUCGGCAACCGCUGGGCCGCCAUCGCCUCCUACCUCCCCCACCGCACCGACAACGACGUCAAGAACUUCUGGAACACCCACCUCAAGAAGAAGCUCGCCCUCACCUCCUCCUCCUCCUCGCCGCCGACGCCGACGACGCCGCUCGUCGCCAGGGGGCAGUGGGAGCGCAAGCUGCAGACCGACAUCGACCUCGCCAGGCGCGCCCUCCGCGACGCCCUCUCCGUCGACGACGCCGCCUCCCCGGCGAUGAUCAGCAGCGGGCCGCCCGCGCCGGCGGCGGCGGCGGCGUACGCCCUGAGCGAGCGCAACAUCUCCGUGAUGCUGAGCGGCUGGGCGGCGCCGCCUCCGGCCAGGAAAGGAUUGUCAGCCUGCAACCCGGCGGCGGCGACGACGACGCCCGGUGGCGCCGCCGCGGAGAGCGCGUCCACGGCCGGGACGUCGUUGGAGCUCACCGCCGACUGCUGCUCCGGCGGCGGCGACUCCAGCGCGUCCAACUGCCUGCCGUCGUCCAUGCUCCUCGCGUGCGACGACGGCGACGCGACGGCGACGGCGGCCGGGGUGGCGCCGCUGUCGGCGAUCGAGUCGUGGCUGCUGCUCGACGACAGCGGAGAGCCGCAGCUGGCACUGGACGAGCAGCUGCUGGACGUAGCUCUCCGUAAUUACGCUUUCUAAUUAAUUAAUUAAUUAAUUACUACCAAUCAAUGCAAGUACUGGUACUAGAGCCACACGACUUGAUUAAGAAUUAAUUCGAGUUAAUUGCUUAGCUUUUAGCCUAGCUAGCGAGCCAGUGGUUACUACUACUAGUUGUUGCUGGAUUUUACUGUUUACUCUUGCUACUAGUGCUCUGGAUCCGUACAACAGUACACACAUGAAUAUACACUGAUCUGUUACAUGGAUUAGCAAGAGUCAGUGGAGCAGGUAGAAAAAUAAUACUUAUCAAAAUGUAAAAUUAUUUUUUAUAUUUAUUAGUAUCAUGCAUACGUGUCUAUAUUAAUACUACUCCCUAUGGUGCAUACCAUCUUGUUUUUUUUAAAUAACUAUAAAAAAUGCCAGUGCGUUGCAA
Messenger RNA from Oryza sativa Japonica Group (Japanese rice), 1450 nucleotides. RefSeq names its product myb-related protein 306. Lineage: Eukaryota; Viridiplantae; Streptophyta; Magnoliopsida; Poales; Poaceae. The record is from RefSeq and is a predicted model, not a curated record. Gene Ontology annotation, biological process: response to auxin.